GAGAACGGACCGCUGCUGAUGCCGAACGAGUUUUUCAUAACUGAUCUUUUACAGUCUCCUUCGCAGGAACCUCAUCCAGGGUAUUACUACUCUUCUCCCCGUGGGGUGGACUCGGUUGUGCCGUUUGCGACUUCGUACUUCCCCGGCUCGACGUCCUCCACCGGCCCUUUCCUAACUGGACAGACAAUUGUCUCGGGGGCCUCUCAUAUGUGAGUUAUACUCGAAUAUGCAGUCAUUCAAGAUGCAUUUUUCUAUCUCCGUCCCUUCAUGGAGAUCCAAUCAGUAUUUUACUCGGCAUAUCAUUGUGUAGUUAGAUGUUUCUUCACUACGAAAACUGAUACGAGACAAGGUGCGCCCGAAUAUAUUCGUAGAUGCACUGAGUGUUGUCGAACCCUUACACAAGCAGAAUAUAACUUGGAACCGGUAAACAGAGAUCUUUUCAGGAUGUAAUCCAGUGGUUGAAGUCGUAGUUGAUUCUCCGGAGACCGAAACACACACUGUCGCAGAACUUUCCGGCGACGGCCUCUCGCCUUUCCACUUCUGUGUCAACAGGAGCUGCGGGCCUCAGCGAGACCCGCCCAUGUACCCUUUCCUCUGUCUUCACAUCUUUACGUCUCCUUCCAUGCGUUUUUCAAACCUCGCAGGGACCGCCUCAGAUCCGGUCCCCCUACCCCCCUUCCCCCGGUGCGUGUCCGGUUCCGUCUUUUGUCCUUUUCUUUGCACUUUUCCCCCUGGUUUGGAAGUGAUUCCAAUUGUGCAUGGGUCCGGCAUACGCGACCCGUCAAGAUGUGGAUCCCUCGUCGUUGAGCGGUGUCUCCCUGACUGUUUUUGUACAGUGCCGGUGAGCGAGCGGAAGACCGAGGCCGGCAAGGCCCGAGGGCCGACGAGGCUGCGUCUUUCUGGGGAGGGAAACACACGUCGCGAAUGGAUGCACGAGCGCAGUCAGGGGAUCAGUUGCGCUACCGGGGCGGCGGUCGCGGAAUCGCCGGGUCGCCCGUUGCUUCUUUCUACUCAUCCCCGGCUCUGCAGACGGCACGUCGGGGGCCUGAGGCCCACCGGCCUGCGGGACAGAAGCGCCGAGGCUCCCUGCGGGUCCCGCGGUUCUCUUUCUGGCCCGCGCAGGGGUCGGGUCCUGUGGCCCGCGAGGGUGAAAGCAGCUUGGCCCUGGCGAUGGCUCGUGUGGGGUCGGGACCUCGGAUGGGGGAGGGCGAAAAGCGCGCGUCGUGCCAGCACUCGGGCCCCUCGAGCCCGCGGGACCUUGGCUUGGGAGAGAAGGAGGUGCCUUCGCCCACGGUCUCCAUCACGGAGACUUGCGGCGGGGCCUUCGCGUCGACGCCGCUCUCCGCGCGGCCCUCGCAGUCGUCUGAUGUACCCAUAAACGGGAAGCAGGCGACUUGCUUGUUCGCCCGAGACAAAAAGUCGGGGGCGCUCGGACUCGCCUUCGACCUCAAGACAGGCUUCCCGCAGGGGAGCACCGGCGUGCUCCUCUGCCACACCAAAAACGGGGACAAAUUCUGGGACCGCAUGGACGGCCAGCCCGUCAAACUUGUCUCCAACGCAGGCGGCGAACCCCAUGUGCUGCACUGGAACUCGUGGCUCCAGAGACAGCGCCAACGUGGAUGGUUCACGAGCGAGGCUCUCUGCUUCAUGACGACGCUCGGCGCGAUCAUGGGCGCUGGGACCUUCACUUCCUUCUGGAGUCAACUGCAAAUCUGGAGAACCCUCUGGUUCAUCGUCCCCUACACUGUCGACUUCAUCACCGUCGGAAUCCCCGCUCUUCAAACCGAGCUUCUCUUGGGAAAUCUGUUCAGGGGGACGACCGUCAAGUGCUUCACUCAGAUCAGUCCAUACAUGAUUGGCGCGGCCAUCUUCGCGCUCCUCAGCACCCUGUUGCAGGUGAUCGUCAAAGCUUCACAAGGCUGUCAACUCCUCGUGUACUUCCUCGCGAGCUGGGACACCCCGCAUCCCUGGCAGUUAACUGAAGACGAUCGACAACUCUGCAGAUCUAUCUCUGACGGUGAAACUUGUGAAGGCGCCGGCAAAGGGACGCUUUGCCACUGGCGCGGGUCGCCUCUCCUCGAGUGUCUCGCAUCCCCCACAGGCAAGGCUACCUACUUUUACCUUUCGCGCCUCGUCCCGGAAGUCCUCGACCCCACCGUCUCGCCGAAUGUUCUUCAAGCCAACCAUGUGGCUUCGAUGGGCGUCGUCUGGUCCUUCGUUCUGGCCUACGUUUGGAGGGGACUCUUUAAAAUCGGAUUCACGUCGGCGCUGCUGGUGUUCCUGGCGAUCGUGCUCUGCAUCGCGCUCACCGUCAUGUCGUUCACGACGAACGACGGACAUGGACUGGGAGACACGGAACCAGACGGCGUUAUCCGAGAGACGCUCGAAAAUCUCAGCCACACGCUUGCGGAUGUCUGGAGCCUCAGAGCGCAGACACUCGGCUACGUUCUCCGCGAUCUCGCUCUCGGCUGCGGCGUUUACGAGACCGUCAGCAGCUUCUCCAAGAUUGGAUCGAACAUGAUAUCUAGCGGCAACCAUGUCGGGAUGGUAGACUUCGUGAGCUGCCUAGUCGCGUUCAUUUCCCUCCUGUCGGUCGUGAGCAGCAUGCAGGACACAACUGGGGUCCCGACGUACGACUUGGUGAACAAAACGCGCAGUGCUCCUGCGUAUUUCGUUAUCCUCCCUGCCGUUUUUGACAAAGUUGCCGCCUCGAAUGUUUUUUCCCUGUUCUUUUACGGCGGAAUUUUCAUUCUGAACAUCCAGGUGACAGCGAUCGCUCUGCAUUCGUUAAUCAACGCCUUUGCGGAAUCGCGUUUCGCUCGGUAUCGAUGGCGACAGCGGUGUUGCGUAUCCCUCAUCUUUUUCUGCUUCUUCCUCUCCCUAAUUUUCUGCAGCGCAAAUCAACAAAAGCGUUUCGAGUUCUUCAACUUUAUGUCUUCUUUCAUUAUGGCUCCGGGCGUAGUCAUGUUGGAGGCAAUCGGUGUCGGCUGGGUGAACAAUGCUUCGUACCAAGAAAGGAUCGCCGGCAAGUUGGCUGUUCGAGUGUACGCUGGAUGCUGCCUCGGCGUCACGAUUUUCGGAUGCAUCACUUCGGUCUUCGCGGGAAUGAGCAUCUACUUUCCUCGUCUGUGUCUCAUCUUCAUGAACGCCGGCUUGGCUGCUCUUGUCGCCUUCUUCGUGCGCGAGCCCGGGACUUCUGACGUUUUCAAGGAUCGCUUUUACGCUCUGUUUCUCGCCAAUAUCGAAGUCUUCAAAGAUCAAAUUUUGCGCGUGACGCUCUUCAACCCGCCGCCGGUUCCAGCACUCGCCUGGCUCUCGUCUCUCUUCCGGAUGGUCUUCGGUUGCUUCUUCAGCCGUGUGAAGCCGCUCUGGAUCUCUCGGAUUUCCAAGUUUUGGUGCAUCAUGGUGAAGCACAUGGUCCCGUCCUCGAUGAUGUUCCUCAUGUUCAGGGGCUUCUCAGAAUUCCCAGCGUACUGGGCUUCACUAGAGGCGUCCCCCUUCAUCCGCGGCAUCGGCUUGGCCUACGUAAUCUUCGCGUUUAUGAUGUUGUUUGCCUCUCCCUUUCUUCCAAAGGUUCGGACGUGGUUGUCACCCCCUAGCGAGGACUACAUGCCUCCGUACAUGUUUCCAUUGCAUCCGUACCGGCCGCCUCCGGCGCCGAAUAUGUUUCGAACAUGCGCGAAGAUGUUUGCAGAGUUUUCUGCUUCUUCUCGCCACUCGUCUCGCUUCCUGUACAGCCUUCUCGUGGAUUACAAGCGACAGCACCUCCUCUCGAGACGGGGGAGCACGGCCCGAGUCGUUGACCACGAAAACGAAGCCCCUGUCUCGAGCUUGCGUCGCCAACUUCUCUUCAAAAGAACGGACAAGUCUGCCAUAACAGGCGACAUGUCCGCGCGACAAAGUCUGUCCGGAAGUGGAGGCCCCGAAUCAGAAGGGUAGGUUGGUUUGCCGAGGAAAACAUCUCUGGAACUGCGGACGGAGCUCCCCGGAGGAAGAACAGGAUCGUGAAGGUCUAAAAAGAUCAGCAAAACCCAGAGGAGGUCCUGACGAAGACUUCAGGAAGCUCUCAAGUCUCCGGAGGACCUUAGAAAAGUCCUGAAACACCUAGGACUGUUCCAAGGGUCAUAGGAAGACCUAGGGAGCCCUGACGGGUCUUGAAGACCUAGGAAGGAUUAACACGAUCUAUGGAGUGUCACGAAAAGAUGAGAAGAGUCUCCCGUUGUCGAGCUCAAGAUCGGAAGCUUUUUAGUCCUUCUCGUACAUCUCUCAAAGAAGAACGAGAAAUGACUCUGAAGAUUCAGGAAGGGUCAUGAAAAGACGUAGGAAAGGAAAAAGAGGUUUACAGGGGAGAAUCGGUUUCCAGGCCGGACAGAUGUAGCGCGAACGGGAAGCGACAGGCAGAGUACCACGCGAGAAGGGUGGUGUUCGACGUAGAGAGACAGAGAGGUUGCACAGAGAGGAGGCGGCCCCAGAGGGAAGAAAGUGGAGGACGAUCAGAAAGUUGCGUGCACCACGAAGUCGCAGGCAGAAGCAGGAUGGUCACGAACGUACAUAGUGGUCGAUGAGAAUGUCCAAGAGAGUGAAGGUGAAGAAGGACGUGGAAGUGGACGGAGAGGCCUGGAUAGAGAGAACAGGGAGGUCGAACAAUGUGGAUGGAUGCAUCGGAGAGAGAGUGUUAGAAAAUGCGAAAGCGGGACAGCUGUCCAGUUCGUGGGGGAGAACGUAGCGCAGCUCCCGUUUCACCUCUGUCCGUCUUGUGUGGACAGGUGCACGCGAAUGCCAGGGUGCACAGAAUUUUUGUUUGCGCAUUUCUAGCAGUAUAUAUAGGUGUCUUCUUGUCAAGCAUUUGUCACGUUUUCCGCUCCGCUCUCGGUUCGGCAAUGUUUUUUCGCAAAUCAGACACACCAAAGAACGCGGCGCUUCGCAGUGUGUUGGCGGAAACCGAUGCGCGACCGAAAUUCCAG
Messenger RNA from Toxoplasma gondii ME49, 4964 nucleotides. RefSeq lists its product as hypothetical. The coding region runs from base 925 to 3939 and encodes 1004 amino acids. Gene Ontology annotation, biological process: sodium ion transmembrane transport. NCBI's taxonomy places the organism in Eukaryota, Apicomplexa, Conoidasida, Eucoccidiorida, Sarcocystidae. Gene Ontology annotation, cellular component: membrane. The transcript has 14 exons. The record is from RefSeq and is a predicted model, not a curated record.